AUCUCUGAAGAAGACGGUCGGCAGCAUGGACCCAUUUGUCGUCCAUGUUUGGAAGAUCUCCAGAUUAGCAACAUCCCUGUUCAUUCAUUGGUCAAUGGCCUUUGGGUGGGAGCGAUACCCGAUGUUCUUUCCAUUCUUAAUCUUCCCGAGCGACUUCUCAUUGCUCUGUAUUUUCCUGCUGUUUAUGUUCUCAAGUUGUAUCCGCAACGAAAAGGAGCUAAGCAGUGGGAUUCUACGUCUCUGAAUAGUGGUGUUCGGGGGAAUGUUUCGACUUAUCAGUUGAAUACACCUGACAUUGCUAGGAUGAUUGAGGGCGAUUUAAUGCCACACAAACCUGUUAUACUCGCUGCCAUGGUUGCGGUCACCAUCAUUGGUCCUAGUAAACUCCCAGUGAAGUCGCUGCCAUCAUUUUUGUCCGUUAGUCGACUUCGCAUCAAGGCUGCGUUGUCAUUUUUGAAACGCGAGAACCAUCUAUAUCAGAAUAUCGUGAUCUCGGAUGACCAUCUAUCGCUUUUGCCGGAGGAAGGUAUCCCUGAGGAUCUA
Suillus subalutaceus is the source of this 543-nucleotide messenger RNA. RefSeq lists its product as uncharacterized. The annotation marks the transcript as partial. The transcript has a single exon. Lineage: Eukaryota; Fungi; Basidiomycota; Agaricomycetes; Boletales; Suillaceae. The record is from RefSeq and is a predicted model, not a curated record.